This is a messenger RNA of Anopheles coustani, 1071 nucleotides long. RefSeq lists its product as uncharacterized. The record is from RefSeq and is a predicted model, not a curated record. The coding region runs from base 52 to 939 and encodes 295 amino acids. The transcript is spliced from 4 exons. Lineage: Eukaryota; Metazoa; Arthropoda; Insecta; Diptera; Culicidae. Gene Ontology annotation, cellular component: lysosomal membrane; late endosome.
CAUGGUCAGUCGUGUAACUGCCUUUGUCCGUGUUAGAAAUCUUUGCCAACGAUGUCGACCUCCUUUCUACCGCGUGGUUUAUCGUCCUUUCUGUUUAAAUCGUUUGCCAUCGGCUCAUCGACCACCACCGGCCGUUUGACCGGGGCCAAUCAAUCGCUGUUCCACUCGACCAGUAACACCGAGCCGGAUGAUUCCAUCCGGUUUGAUAAACUACAAACCGUUCCCAGUGCCUGUAUUCAGUUGUUCGUGACCCUCGCAUUAACGGUCGUAUCGGUGAUCUACACCUUGCAGCAGUGUGACACCAGCACGGUCUGUCUUUACUACUACAUGCUGCUGUAUCUACGGGGCGUCUACUGGGGGAUAGUCUACUUAAUCCAUCUGUACAGCAAAAGCCGCCAUCAAGGUCUUAACCGUUGCGGGCACCAUACGUUUGCCCGGAAGAUGCAUCGGCACAAAAAGUCCAGCCUGCAGCUGGUGACGCUAUCGAAUACGGUACUUCUGCUGGUUCACACGGCUCUCGGCCACUAUUACGGUGGCCAGUUCAUUCAGCGGUGCUUUGUGGAGGGAUUCUCAUCGGUAGUGUUCGUCACGUCGAUCACGCUGCUCGAGAGCAUCGUAAUUGUACCGGUACAGCUAUCCUACAUCGUGCAAGUUCGUGUAUUCAACCUAACCCGUCCAUCGCCCGACGCCCAGCAGAGUACCAAUGACUUGAGCCUGCAGGUCUGCCCCAACGAGGAGUAUAGCGUGAACGACAGCUUCAAAAGCGUGACGGAUCCGAAGGAGUUCAUUCAGCUGCAAUCGGCCAUGAUAAGCAAGCUGAGGGAGGAGAAGGAACAGCUUCGGGCGAGGAUACGGGAGGCGCGCAACAUGGUCGAGCUGGCCCCGAACCAAUCGCUGAACUACUCGCUAGCCGAGCAGUCCCUCAUCGGAGGUUUCUGAAACAUGAAAUACGGUUCCAUACUGGGGAUACUGUGUACAAGUACACAAUUUGGAGUGUAAUUUAAAUAAACAAUUCAUUUUUGUUAGUUUCGCAUGCAUGUUUUGAUAAUAAAUAUCUUAAAUCAUCGUCUA